Molecule: messenger RNA, 1655 nt
Organism: Eublepharis macularius
Lineage: Eukaryota; Metazoa; Chordata; Lepidosauria; Squamata; Eublepharidae
Gene: EAF1
Product: ELL associated factor 1
Exons: 6
Coding region: 56-823 (255 amino acids)
Biological process (GO): positive regulation of DNA-templated transcription; regulation of transcription elongation by RNA polymerase II
Cellular component (GO): super elongation complex
Molecular function (GO): transcription elongation factor activity
Source: RefSeq, a predicted model, not a curated record
CAGCGGCUCCAGCGGGCCCGGGUUAUUGUGGCGGUUUGCGGGCGACGCCGGGGCCAUGAACGGCUCGGCGAACCCGCUGCUGGACAAGGAGGAGCAUCCGCUGCAGCUGGGCGAGAGCUUCGAGCGGCACCCCAAGGCCUCCUUCCACACCAUCCGCUAUGAUUUUAAGCCAGCAUCAAUAGACACCUCUUGUGAGGGAGAGCUGCAAGUCGGUAAAGGCGAUGAAGUUACAAUUACGUUACCACAUAUCCCAGGUUCUACUCCUCCAAUGACUGUGUUCAAAGGAAACAAAAGACCAUAUCAAAAGGACUGUGUAUUGAUCAUCAAUCAUGAUACUGGGGAAUAUGUGCUUGAAAAACUAAGCAGCAGCAUUCAAGUCAAAAAGACAAGAGCUGAAGGCAGUAGUAAAAUCCAGGCUCGUAUAGAACAGCAAUCUGCCCGAGGCUCACAGGCUACCACUCAGUUCAGAACUCCUCCAAAGCCAGUAGCUGGUCCCAAAACUUCCCCGCUGAAAGACAACCCUUCACCUGAGCCUCAGCUGGAUGACAUUAAAAGAGAGCUAAGAGCUGAAGUUGAAAUUAUUGAGCAGAUGAGCAGCAGUAGCGGCAGCAGCUCGUCAGAUUCAGAGAGCUCCUCUGGGAGUGAUGAUGAAACCUCUAGCAGUGAUGGCGAUGAGGCUGCGCACCCUUCCCCUUCGCAGCAGUACAAUAACAAAAAUCCUGUUGUCAACGGAACCAGUAGGUCACAAGGAAGCAAUCAGCUCAUAAACACUCUAAGAAAUGACUUGCAGUUGAGUGAAUCUGGGAGUGACAGUGAUGAUUAGAACAAGGUUUCUCCAUUGGUUUCCUGUUACAGAUGUCUAAAGAGGCAGAUAUUACUAAGCAGCAAGAAUGUUAAUGAAGAAACUGGCUCGAGACAUGGCUGUAUGAGUACAGCCUCAACGAACGUGACCUUUUAAAAAUGUUCCGAAAGAAUGGCUUAUACUCUAUUUUCAUGUGUAUAAAUUGUGUAUGUUGUGUAUAUUCUUUUAAAGUUUUAAAUAGAUAUGGAUAUAGUAUUCUAAUACAGUAAUCUGUGUUCUUACAUGCUGAUAUUUUGUAAAGCAUUAAGGAUUAUUAUCACAAUAUUCUGCAGUAUGAAGCUGGAUCUGCAGAAGUGAGGGCUGAGAUGAGAGAGUAGAAUAGAGUAUGUUAUUUUAGAAGGGAGUGUUGGCAGAAGGUGGGGUAUUGCAAUUUUUGAAUGCUUUUCCUGUGUUAAAAAAAAAACAAAAAUCCCCGCAAAUAUGAAAUAGCAUAGCAUGGAGAGGGAUGAGCUGGUUUUCUGUCCCUGAGGUUUUGGUUUUCUUACCGCAUGAAGGGUUUUUUAUGUAGAAUAUGUACAAAUGUUCUUCUCUCCCAAUAUGCUUUCUGAAGUAGUACAGUUUACAAUGUCAUCGCAAGAUUGUAGCACUCACUUUUUCUGCAAGUAUGAGCCAUGCCUGAUUUUAGGAGAGGUCCAUUGUCCUAACGAUUUAAGGGAAAAGAUGGUUGUUGUGGAUUAUCCAGGCUGUAUAGCCGUGGUCUUGGCAUUGUAGUUCCUGACGUUUCGCCAGUAGCUGUGACUGGCAUCUUCAGAGGUGUAGCACCAAAAGAGAUCUCUCAGUGUCAGAGAUCUCU